AUGAAGUACUCAGCAGUUCUCUUGGGCUCGAUGGCCCUUUCGGCCUCAGCCUUCCCGGCCGUCAUGCAAAUGUCGGACGCCAUCCUCAAGGCUCGUAACUUGGAACAAGCCGCCGAGCUUCACAAGCGCGCUGAGGAGGAAAAGCGCCAGCUCCCAGACCCAACUGCCGCCCAGGCACUCAGCCAGGCUCGUGGCAACUGCGGUGUUAUUCCCUGCACAGUCUUCGAUGCCACCGAGCAGUACGUUUCCAACACUGGCGAGCACGCCUACGCCAGCCCAGCAGCAGAUGAGAUUCGAGGACCAUGCCCCGGCCUCAAUGCUGCCGCAAACCACGGCUACCUCAGCCGAUCUGGUAUUCUUACCAUCGAGAACACCAUUGAGGGUCUCGGUGCUGCCUACGGCAUGAGCGUGGAUCUUGCUGGGUUCCUUGCUGCCUACGGUAUCAUCUUCGACGGCGACCCAGUCGCUGGAACUUGGUCCAUUGGUGGCCCGCUGCCAACCAACCAGAUCACCAAGGGCCUUCUCGGCCAAGGUCAGGGGAUCUCCUGGUCUCACAACCUGUACGAGGGAGACAGCUCGAUCGCUCGCCCAGACGCCUACCUGAACAACGGUGACGCCCACUCCCUCGACGUUGAUCGUUUCAGGGAUGCCUACGCCGCUACCGAUUCCCGCUACCCAGGCCGCUACACUCUGGACUCCUUCGCCCAGAACUUCGCCAAGAAGUCUGAUGAGUCUGUCGCGACCAACCCAUACUUCUUCGCCGCUCCUUUCUCGACCACUCUCGUGUCUCCAGCUGCGUACAACUUCGUCAUCAACUUCAUGAGCAACCACACCGCCGAGGAGCCCAAUGGCUACUUUGAUGGCGAGCAGUUCAAGACUUUCUUCGCCAUCGAGGGUGACUCUCCAGCCGACUUCAAGUGGUUGCCCGGCCAGGAGAAGAUCCCAGACAACUGGUACCGUCGUACCUCGACCAACCAGUACAACGCUGCCAACGUCUUCACCGACUUGAUCCCAUCAUUCCUUGCCUACCCAAGCUCGUUCAAGCUCGGUGGUAAUACCAACGGCGUCAACACCUACGCUGGUAUUUCCCUUGCCGACUUCACUGGCGGUGCCUACAACUUGACCACCCUUCUUGAUCCUAAGGGCACCCAGGGUGCUUGCUUCUUGGCCCAGGUUGCCCAGGCUGGCAUCCCUGACUUCGCCAACUUGCCGCUCCAGCAGAUCACCCCAGUCACCGACCUGAUCAACAACUUCUUGACGCCAAUUGCUGGCGACCUUAGCUGCCCAGAGGUUGGCGCCUUCGACCAAACUCUUUUUAACAAAUACCCUGGCCACACCUACCGCCCAACCGGCCCAGACACCAACUACUAG
Messenger RNA from Zasmidium cellare ATCC 36951, 1371 nucleotides. RefSeq lists its product as uncharacterized. The coding region runs from base 1 to 1371 and encodes 456 amino acids. Gene Ontology annotation, molecular function: peroxidase activity. NCBI's taxonomy places the organism in Eukaryota, Fungi, Ascomycota, Dothideomycetes, Mycosphaerellales, Mycosphaerellaceae. The record is from RefSeq and is a predicted model, not a curated record. The transcript has 4 exons.